AUGGGCGGAGGACGCAAAUCAAAACAUGGGUCUGCUGUGGCUCCGAUCUUCCAUAGCCGCAAAACGGAGGAGGAACAGCGGGCCGAAGAGAAUACAGACUAUGACUCCACAGCUAGUGACAUAAGUCACCAAAACACGAACCCCAUCACAAAGGAUGACCUCCGCGGCUUGCUGCACGAAAUUAAGGCAAACAUGGCGGCGGAAUUUACUAAGCACCUGGCUCCCCUACGGGCAGGCCUCACGGAUCUCGUGCAACGCACCAGCACCCUGGAAGACAAAAUGGACGUCGCCACAUCUAGAGAAAACACCCACGAGCAGGCCAUACUAGACCUUAGGGACCAG
Messenger RNA from Pelobates cultripes (western spadefoot toad), 342 nucleotides. The record is from the annotation of a GenBank genome assembly. NCBI's taxonomy places the organism in Eukaryota, Metazoa, Chordata, Amphibia, Anura, Pelobatidae.